AGAUAUACCUCCUUCGAUGAUGUCCACUGAGCAAAUGCAGCCACUGGAGCUCUCAGAAGACAGGCUGGACAAGCUAGACCCUCAUCGUGAGCACUUAGAUGACCUUUCAGACCAGUUCAUUAAGGACUGUGAUCUCAAAAAGAAGCCAAGAAAGGGAAAAAAUGUGCAGGUUGCCCUGAAUGUUGAGUCAGACCAAAAAAAACCAAGAAGAAAAGAUACACCGGCGUUGCACAUCCCGCCUUUCAUACCAGGUGUGCUUUCAGAACAUUUAAUUCAAAGAUACGAUGUUCAAGAGAGACAUCCAAAGGGCAAAAUGAGUCCAGCUCUUCAUAACACUGACCUGGAACAGAAAAAACCAAGGAGAAAAGACACACCUGCCCUGCACGUGUCCCCCUUUGCAGCAGGUAUGACACUGCUCAGGGACGAGAGACCCAAAGUGAUCAUGGAAGAUGACGAAAAGGAUGGUGACAAAAUAGCUAUUUAA
Messenger RNA from Panthera uncia (snow leopard), 484 nucleotides. RefSeq names its product protein phosphatase 1 regulatory subunit 17 (gene PPP1R17). Gene Ontology annotation, biological process: regulation of phosphatase activity. The record is from RefSeq and is a predicted model, not a curated record. Lineage: Eukaryota; Metazoa; Chordata; Mammalia; Carnivora; Felidae. The transcript has 4 exons. Bases 17 to 484 code for a protein of 155 amino acids. Gene Ontology annotation, molecular function: protein phosphatase inhibitor activity.